Messenger RNA from Ustilago hordei, 1683 nucleotides. RefSeq lists its product as uncharacterized. The record is from RefSeq and is a predicted model, not a curated record. NCBI's taxonomy places the organism in Eukaryota, Fungi, Basidiomycota, Ustilaginomycetes, Ustilaginales, Ustilaginaceae. Bases 1 to 1683 code for a protein of 560 amino acids. The transcript has a single exon.
AUGUCAGCGGCAAUGGUCCCCGACCUGGACGCUCCCACCAGAGCGCUUUCGCUCUUGCGUACUAUCACUCCUGAUGAUAUGAUCUUCCUCCACCGCGGCCAAACUCAAGAACAGCUAGUCAAGGUACUCUACAACAUCAUGCAUGCACCCCAACCACGCAGAAACCGUAUCUGGCUCCUCGCCAGCGAAUUCCAAGUGAUCGUCACUUUCCUCGUCUGUACGGUCAUGCUCAUCAAAAAGCGUAGCUUGGGGAAACUAUGGAUCAUCACCAAGAGAGACUCUUGCCACGGAACUUUCUACGUAGCCAACGCGGUUUUCGUUCUCGUUGUCGGCGUUGCAGUUUACCUUGUCGCUUGGGGUGUUACCGCUCUUGUUAUUGCUGCCUUUUCUUAUGCUCAUCUUAGCUCGAUGGAGUGGUGGUGGGUGAUCCCUCUUCCGUGGGUACCUUUGGUGAUUGGUGCCUAUGUCAGCAUUCAUGGUUUUGCGGUGGGAUGUAGUCCAGGUUCUCCACUUUGCUCGGUGAAAGCACAACACUCGAACCUUGGUUGCAAGUGGUACUAUCUUGCCAUUCCAAAUUGGCCUGCACUCGUCAAUACUACCCUUAUCCUCCCCUGUGUUUUGUUCUUCAUCAGCGCAAUCGGCCUUGUUUCGAUGUCGGGUUAUCACUAUUACCAUGCCAAAUAUCUCGCUAGAAAGCUUCUUUCCCUCGAGAUCUUGCAUGAGAUCCAUGCUUUGGCUCAUAAUAAAGCAAAGCCUUUUACUGGUGACCAACUUGUCGCAUCCGAUCAACUCAUCUACACCGCACGUAGAGUCACAGCGGCUUACUUCGAAAGUCAUCGUUAUGUUUGCAUCAACCUUGCCAUCUUCGCAGCUGCAUCUUGGGCCCUUUUUAUUCCAUGCAUCAUCUAUGGUUUGCCCAAUAUCGUCAGUUUGGUGGAUCACGUAUGUUCUCGUUACCCGGACCCACUUCCACCCAACUGUACCACAUUCUUCCAAAAACUACUUUAUCUCAUUACCAAAGGCAGACCUUCAUCCAGCAAUAACUCGGCUCAAAUCAACUUGGCGACGUGGAAAAUGACGAUACUAGCUAUCGUCUAUGUCAAUAUUUUGGUCUUUUGCAUUCCCGCUUUCGCCUUCGUUCCCAUUUAUAUUGUCGCAGGUUCUUAUCCGAAGGGCGUGCUAAACGGCGAUAUCGUUCCCGUUAUGACUACAGCCGUGCUGGCUAUUUCUUUGAUUACAAUUGCCAGCUGUACCUUUUUUGCCUCGUUCUGUACAGUUGCCACCUUGGAUCCCUUGUUCAGAGCCGCAAUUGGCUUGAACGUGAUUAGGACGCAGAAUCCAAAAGAUAUUACCGUGGUCCAACAUAGGAGUAGACAUGAACAGAAGAUCGAACUCGGCUUGACUUCACCAAGCAUGUUGGUCAAACAACAGGGACAACUGUCUUUGUCGGGGGUUCAGCAAGUCAAACCGCAAAGCGAAAGGAUGGUCGCCUUUAAAGCUUCAAUGAGCACGAUAACAAGUAGAAAGGUGGAUGAGGAGGAGGAUAAGGAGGAGGAUAGAGAGGAGGAUAAGAUCCAGUAUCCCGAUUAUCCCAGAGAAGAGAUUAGACAUUUCCAGGUGCAUGGGGCUGAGGAGAUGGCCAGUCCGAAUAGCGACCUUUCUUUUACAAAGAGUUCCAUUUGA